AUGUGGCAAAUAGGGACGACACCAAGUGGUCAAAAAAAUUCUGAACUAAAAACUGGAAACAUUGUCGGUGUUACACCAAAGCACGAGCAUGCCAGUGAUAUUGCUGCAGUUGAAAUGAAGAUGAUAAAAGCUAAAAUUGCUAAAAAAGCACGAACAAAUGAUUCGAAACCAGCUACUGUAAUUACUCAAGCAUUACGUGGUGUGCUAUCACCUGUUUCGGCUUUGUUGCCUAAGCUUUCAUCCAUGAGUCGAACAGUAAAUCGUAUUAGAGCUAAAGAAAACCCUCAACUCCCGGAUGUAUCAUCACGUUGUGAAUUGGUAUUAACAGAAGAAUUCAAAUAUACUCACACUGGAGAACUAUUUUUAUUAUAUGAUAAUGGUGGUUCGAAGAGGCGAUUUUUGAUGUUUACAACGCAUAAAAAUUUGAAUGUUUUAAGUAGAUGUCAACAGUGGUUAGGUGAUGGAACUUUUCGUGUUGCACCAAACAAUUUUUCGCAACUAUACACUAUAAUACAUGGCUUCAUGGAAGGUAGAUCUGUCCCACUUGUGUAUGUACUAUUACCGAAUAAAUUGAAAAAUACUUAUAUUCAAGUGUUGAAAGUUUUGCGCCGAUCUUUGCCUAAUUUUUCGCCAAGUGUUAUUAUGGUAGAUUUUGAAACUGCAUUUAUUGAAGCUUUGAAAGAAGUAUACGCAGGAGUUAAAGUCGCCGGCUGCAAUUUCCACUUCAACCAAUGUUAUUGGCGUCGGAUUCAGGCUUGCGGGUUACAAGCUCGUUAUAACACAGAUGUUCUUUUCGCCUAUAAUUUACGUUUGCUAUCAGCGUUAGCCUUCAUUCCACCAGAUCAUGUGACAGCUGGAUACGAAGCAAUUGUGGAGUGUGAUUUUUAUGAUAAUAACAAGUAA
This is a messenger RNA of Chelonus insularis, 903 nucleotides long. RefSeq lists its product as uncharacterized. NCBI's taxonomy places the organism in Eukaryota, Metazoa, Arthropoda, Insecta, Hymenoptera, Braconidae. The record is from RefSeq and is a predicted model, not a curated record. The transcript has 4 exons. Bases 1 to 903 code for a protein of 300 amino acids.